AUGCGGGGCAACGUGGCCGUCUUCAAGUGCCAUCCCUCUGCUGUGCAGGAGUACGUCAGUGUGGUGUCCUGGGAGAAGGACACUGUCUCCAUCGUCCCAGGUAACAGGUUUUUCCUGACAUCAUAUGGGGCCCUCUACAUAUCUGACGUUCAGAAAGAGGACGCCCUCUCUACAUACCGCUGCAUUACCAAGCACAAAUACAGCGGAGAAACCAGGCAGAGCAAUGGGGCUCGUCUCUCUGUGCUGGACCCCACUGAAUCCCCGCCUUCUCUGAUGGACAGUUUCCAGUCAGGAGAGGUACAAGUGGGGCGCAGCAUAGAGUUGCCCUGCAUCGCCUCCGGGUACCCCAACCCUACCAUCCGCUGGCUGAAGGAUGGGAGGCCGCUUCCUGCUGACUCCCGCUGGACGCGGCGACUGACCGGCCUCACAAUCAGCGAUCUCCGCCUGGAAGACUCCGGAAACUACAUCUGUGAAGUCACCAACAGCUUCGGCUCCAAAGAGGUCACGGGACACCUAAAUGUCAUCGAGCCUCUGAGAGUCACUUUAUCCCCCAAGAACCUGAAAACAGGCAUCAGCAGCACAGUUAUUCUUUCAUGUGCUGUUCAGGGCUCGCCCCACUUCACCGUCUCCUGGUUCCGCAACACAGAACCCAUCGUGCCCGACCAGCACUUCUCCAUCCAGGGUGCCCACAACGAGACACUCUUCAUCACGGCAGCCCAGAAAAGACACUCAGGGGCAUAUCAGUGCUUUGCCACCCGCAAGGGUCAGACCGCACAGGACUUCUCCAUCAUACUGCUUGAGGACGGCACCCCACGGAUCGUCUCGUCUUUCAGUGAGCGCGUGGUAGCCCCUGGCGAGCCCUUCUCCCUCAUGUGUGCGGCCAAAGGCGCCCCUCCCCCCACCAUCACCUGGACGCUGGACGAUGAGCCGGUAGCGCGGGACUCGGCGCACCGGGCCAGCCAGUACACGCUCUCCGACGGCUCCACUGUCUCGCACGUGAAUGUCACCAACCCCCAGAUCCGCGAUGGGGGCGUGUACCGCUGCGCCGCACGCAACUCGGCCGGUAGCGCCGAGUACCAAGCGCGCAUAAACGUAAGAGGUCCUCCAAGUAUCCGGGCCAUGCGGAACAUCACGGCCGUGGCGGGUCGCAACACUUUUAUUAACUGUCGUGUGAUUGGUUAUCCCUAUUACUCCAUCAAGUGGUAUAAAGAUAUAGUGCCAUUGCCAGACAACCAUCGUCAGGUGGUGUACGAGAAUGGCACUCUGAAGUUGAGCGAUGUGCAGAAGGGCAUGGAUGAGGGGGCGUAUCUGUGCAGUGUGCUCAUCCAACCCCAGCUCUCCAUCAGCCAGACUGUCUACGUCACAGUCAAAGUUCCUCCCCUCAUCCAGCCCUUUGACUUCCCUCCCACCUCCAUUGGUAAGCUGAUGUACAUAGCGUGCGUGGUGUCCUCCGGAGACAUGCCAAUCCGGAUCACCUGGAGGAAGGAUGGGCAGGAGAUUGUGUCGGGAACAUCAGGAGUCACCAUCGAAACCAAGGAGUUCAUGAGUUCCCUUCAAAUCUCCAAAGUUUCUCUCGAGCACAACGGAAACUACACCUGUAUUGCGAGCAACGACGCAGCAACUGUCAGUUCAGAGAGACAGCUCAUUGUAACAGUUCCCCCUGGUUUUCUGGUUCAGCCCAAUAACCAGGAUGGGAUCUAUGGCAAGUCAGAGGUUCUGAACUGCUCUGUGAAAGGGUACCCUCCUCCCAAAGUUGUCUGGAAGCAUGCCAAAGGUAUAGGGAACCCCCAGCAGUACCACCCAGUUCCACUGACGGGUCGCAUCCAGAUCCUGUCCAAUGGUUCUCUGCUGAUCCGCCACGUUCUAGAGGAAGACCGGGGAUACUACCUGUGUCAGGCCAGCAACGGAGUGGGGUCCGACAUCAGCAAGAGCAUGAUGCUCACCGUUAAAAUUCCAGCUAUGAUCACAUCCCACCCAAACACCACCAUGGCCAUAAAAGGGCAGAACAAGGAGUUAAACUGCACCGCCCGGGGUGAGAACCCCAUCAUCAUCCGCUGGGAGCGAGGCGACACUUAUAUUGACUCGAUUAACCCUCGAUACUCCAUCACCACCAGCCACAACGAGAAAAGCGAUGAAGUUAUCUCCACACUGAAGCUGAAACCAGCGGAGCGCGGGGAUUCCGUCUUUUUCUCCUGUCACGCCAUCAACUCAUACGGCGAGGGCAGAGGGCUCAUCCAGCUGACGGUGCAAGAACCCCCUGACCCCCCAGAGCUGGAGGUUCGAGAGGUCAAAGAUCGGAGUAUGAACCUAAGGUGGACGCAGCGGUUUGACGGCAAUAGCAUCAUCACCAGCUACGACAUUGAGUACAAGAACAAAUCCGACCCGUGGGAGCUGAAACAUGCCACCCGUAAGAUCUCGCCAACCAACAACCAGGCCAACAUAGUGGAGCUCCACCCGGCGUCCGUGUACAGCAUUCGCAUGUACUCCUACAACAAGAUUGGACGCAGUCAAGCCAGCAAAGAGCUGACCAUCAGCACAGAGGAAGCACCUCCUGACGGGCCACCCAUGGAGGUGAUUUUACAGCCAAUGACUUCUCAGAGUAUCCGUGUCACUUGGAAGGCACCUAAAAAAGAGCUCCAAAAUGGAGUGAUCCGUGGCUAUCAGAUCGGUUAUAGGGAGAACGGACCGGGCAGUAAUGGACAAUACAGUAUAGUGGAGAUGAAAGCCACAGGCGAUAGUGAGGUGUACACACUGGAUAACUUGAAGAAGUUUGCUCAGUACGGCGUGGUCGUCCAGGCGUUCAACCGAGCCGGAACCGGACCUUCCAGUUCGGAGAUCAAUGCCACAACACUCGAAGAUGUUCCCAGCCAGCCACCCCAAAAUGUGCGGGCCAUCACGGUGACGUCGGACGAGGCGGUGAUCACGUGGUCCGAGCCCCCGCGGAUGACCCUGAAUGGGGUUCUGAAGGGCUACCGUGUGGUGUUCUGGUCCCUCUACCCCGAUGGAGAAUGGGGAGAGAUGCAGAACAUCACUACCACUCGUGAGCAGGUGGAGCUGAAGGGUUUGGAGAAGUUCACAAACUACAGCAUUCAGGUCCUGGCCUACACACAGGCAGGAGAUGGCGUCCGCAGCAACGUACUCUACAUUCAGACCCGAGAAGACCACCCCGGCCCUCCAGCGGGCAUCAAAGCAGUGCCAUCCUCUGCCUCCAGUGUGGUGGUAUCCUGGCUUCCCCCCAUCAAGCCCAAUGGUAUCAUCCGAAAAUAUACAAUUUACUGUUCCAGCCCUGGAUCGGGCCAACCGGCACCCAGCGAAUACGAAGCCAACCCUGAGCUGCUGAUAUACAGAAUCACCCACCUGACCCGGGGUCAGCAGUAUCUGAUCUGGUCAGCUGCCGUCACCACUGCUGGUCGGGGCAACAUCAGCGAGAAGGUGACUGUGGAGCCUGCUGGGAAAGCUCCUGCUAAAAUCCUAUCUUUUGGUGGAACGGUGACCACUCCAUGGAUGAAGGAAGUCCGGCUGCCGUGCAGCUCGGUGGGAGAGCCGACACCUACCAUCAAAUGGACCAAAGACAGUGAGGACACUGCCAUUCCGGUUACUCAGGAUGGUCACAGGAACAUUCUUUCAAAUGGUACCCUGGUGCUACGUUCUGUGAAAGCCGAGGAUUCUGGGUACUACACCUGCACCGCGACCAACACGUUGGGGUUUGACACAAUCAUCGUAAACCUGCUGGUACAAGUGCCUCCAGAUCAACCACGUUUGACAGUUUCCACCACGUCCACUUCUUCUAUAACUCUGGCUUGGAUCCCUGGAGACAAUGGAGGAAGCUCCAUCAGAGGAUUCGUGCUGCAGUAUUCAGUUGAUAACACUGAGGAGUGGAAGGAUGUCUUCAUUAGCUCAAGCGAACGCUCUUUCAAGUUGGACAACUUGCGCUGUGGAACCUGGUACAAAGUCAAACUGGCAGCUAAAAACAGUGUGGGAGCCGGUCGCAUCAGCGAGAUCAUUGAGGCCAAGACUCAUGGCAGAGAGCCGCAGUUCAAUAAGGACCAGCCCCUCUUCACUCACAUCAACUCCACCCACGCCCGGCUCAACCUCCAGGGCUGGACGAGCGGCGGCUGCCCCAUCACCGCUGUCCUUCUGGAGUUCCGUCCCAAAGGCACCUGGGCCUGGCAGAGCGUUCGCACCAACGCCUCUGCUGACAUCUUCCUCGCUGAGCUGCGUGAGGCCACCUGGUAUGAGCUGAAGAUGAAGGCGUGCAACAGCGCCGGGUGCGGGAACCAGAGCUCACAGUUUGCCACGCUGGAUUAUGAUGGCAGCACUAUUCCGCCAAUUAAGUCAGCACGAGGGGAAGGGGACGAUGUUAAAAAGCUUUUCUCAAUCGGCUGCCCAGUCAUCCUGGUCACGUUAGGCAUGGCGCUACUCUUUAUUAUCCGCAAGAAACGCAAAGAAAAGAGACUCAAGAGACUCAGAGAUGCUAAAAGCUUGGCUGAGAUGCUUAUCAGCAGUAAGAACAAUCGAAGUUUUGACACUCCAGUUAAAGGCCCACCUCAGGGACCCCGACUGCACAUAGAUAUCCCGCGCGUGCAGCUGCUCAUCGAGGAUAAAGAGGGAAUCAAACAGAUAGGUGAAGACAAGGCCACUAUCCCUGUGACGGACACUGAGUUCAGCCAAUCAGUGAACCCUCAGAGCUUCUGUACGGGUGUGUCUGUGCAUCACCCUGCCCUCAUCCAGAACACUGGCCCUUUGAUUGACAUGUCAGACAUCAGGCCUGGCACCAAUCCAGUAUCGAGGAAGAGUGUGAAGUCUGCGCACAGCACAAGGAACCGCUAUUCCAGCCAGUGGACUCUGACGAAAUGCCAGGCCUCCACACCUGCUCGCACUCUCACCUCAGACUGGCGGACAGUGGGCUCCCAGCACGGCAUCACGGUCACAGAGAGUGACAGCUACAGCGCCAGCCUGUCCCAGGACACAGAUAAGGGACGUAACAGUAUGGUGUCCACAGAGAGUGCAUCUUCCACGUACGAGGAGCUGGCCCGGGCGUACGAACACGCUAAGCUGGAAGAACACCUGCAGCACGCCAAGUUCGAGAUCACAGAGUGCUUCAUCUCAGACAGCUCCUCUGAUCAGAUGACCACAGGAACCAAUGAUAACGCAGACAGCAUGACCUCUAUGAGCACACCAUCCGAACCGGGCAUCUGUCGCUUCACUGCCUCCCCACCCAAACCACAGGACUACGACCGCGGCAAAAAUGUGGCAGUGCCCAUUCCCCACCGCGCCAACAAGAGUGAGUACUGUAACCUCCCCCUAUACAUGAAGACGGACCCUUUCUUCCGGAAACAAGCAGAGCUACACGACCCUUGCCCUGUGGUCCCACCCCGCGAGGCCUCCAUCCGGAGCCUCGCCGCCCGGGCCUACCACACACAGGGCCGCCACAUGACAUUAGACCCCUCCAAGCAGCAGGCCCUGACGCUGGGCCACGGUGGCCUGAGCAGCCUGACCAGCUCGGGGGCCUCUGGUACGUCGGGCCCAGCCUCAAGCGGGGCCGCUGGGAGCUCCAGCAUCAGCUCAGGCACGGCCACCCUGCCCCAGAGGACUCUCACCAUGCCCAGCACCUCCUCCACCUCCUCGGCCCCCAGCGGGGCGGUCGCCGCUGGAGCGGGAGCCAGUGCAAGCUCCACGGGAGGCAGCGGCCUAACACCCGGCAGCUCCAAGGUCGGGGGAUCCAGAGACUCUCUGCUAGAGAGCAGCUCGUCCGGCUUGGGAAGACUGCAAAAGCAGAAUGCUGGGGCGUACUCCAAAUCCUACACUCUGGUGUAGCUCACGUGUACACACAUACAGUACGUUCACACACACACACACACACCUGGAGUCUGGGCAGGGGCGGAAACGAACAAUGGCGGGACAGGGGUCUCUCUCUUUUCCUCUCUUAUUUGCUUUGUUUGUUUGUUUUUUAUUCUUCCGCUUUUUAUCUGGCCUUCUCCAGGAUUAAAUAUGCCAACCCCCCGGACCCUUUCCCCUAAUUUUGCCUUCUUUUUGUUUUCAGUUGUAUCCUCCUCUCACCUUCCCCACCUACCCCCACUCCCCCUCUCUGUCAAAGACACCUUGGACCUUAUGCACGAAAUGCUUUCCAUGUGCACUUGUUCAUUUGAUUUGUCGACUUCAGAAAAUAGGAAAAAGAGGUUUUAAGAGAUGUAUCGUUUCGCAUUGAUCCGUCUAGAUGUUUUUAGGCUGUUGAAAAAGUGUCUCUUUUUUAUGUCUCUCGCAUAGCUUCAUACUGCAACGCAUUGCCUCGGAAAGCUUAUGCAUAAACGAAUCCACCGCGGUGUUCACCUUCCGCCCCUCCUGAUCCACAUCGGUCUGGAAAAACAGCUCGAGGACGAAAGUCUCAAACCGCCUGAAUCGAGUUUUUUGGGAUUUUUUUUUCAUGCAAUUGAUGACACAGUAUAGAGUGUUAUUGACUAUUUUGUAAACAAACAAGAAAAAAAAUCAAGAAAAAAAAAUGUCUGGAGCCAUUUUCACAGCGGAUGUAUGGUUACUGUACUUUUAUGUUGAUUUUUUUUGUCCGUUUUCUAUUUUUCGAUAUUUUGAACUUUAGCACUAAGGAGGGCCGGGUGGAUCCACUGAGCUUUCUCAAGCUUGUGUAUGUGUGGUGUGUGUGUGUGUGUGCAUGUGUAUGUAUAUGUGUAAAUAUAUAUGUAUACAUGUGGCAAGCACACACCUUUGAGGGACCUCUCGGCAUCGGAAAGGGAUCGGCUUGGAGACGCCAAGUGCCACCCAUUGAGCUUACACGGUCUAGAGUUGGUCUGAAAGUGGGACAGUAGACGCAUCUCCCUUCUCGUCAAGAAAGGCUCUUGUUUUGCUGUUUGUUGGUUGGUUGGUUCGUUCGUUUGUUCGAUUGUUUGUGUUUGAUGCCAUAUACUUAUCACCCCUCCUUCCCCUCCCACAGAAACAUGACCACUUUCUCUGUCUCACUGUGAACGCCUAAACGCCUCUCCUGGAUGGGCCGAGCGCAGGCAGAAAGGCGGGAAGAGAGCAGAGAGGUAGGGAGGAAGUAGAGGCAGACGGGCGGGUGAACAGAGAAGGAGAGAAAUCUGCCGUCGCUGUGUAGCUUUUCUGCGUUUGUUCAUCGUUUCUCUUUAUUCUUUGCUUUCCUUCCCCACACGAAGACUCUAGCGGUCAUUCCUAUUUGAAGGUCUUAGAGACUCUAGCUUUAGGUAGCGCAGGGGUGGAUAAAGGAGAGAAUGAGUGAAAUGUAGGAGGUGAAGGUUUCAUUCAGCCCCUAAAUGAAUCGAAUAUCCUCUCAAUCCUCCUUCGUUCACUCAGUUUCCAAAGCAAAGCCCCAUCACAGAGAAACUUCCAAAAAUCGACAAACUCUCCCAAUGAUUUCAAUGGAAAAAAAAAAAAGGUACUACAUCAGGGCUCCUGCAAUACAAAAGAA
Molecule: messenger RNA, 7438 nt
Organism: Pimephales promelas (fathead minnow)
Lineage: Eukaryota; Metazoa; Chordata; Actinopteri; Cypriniformes; Leuciscidae
Gene: dscaml1
Product: DS cell adhesion molecule like 1
Biological process (GO): axon guidance; dendrite self-avoidance; homophilic cell-cell adhesion
Cellular component (GO): plasma membrane; axon
Molecular function (GO): cell-cell adhesion mediator activity
Source: RefSeq, a predicted model, not a curated record